AUGGCAAACGAAGAAUACGACUAUCAACUUACUCCACAAGAGUUAGCUUUGGUUGAACAAAUUAAAAAGAAGAGACAAGAUACUAUCAUUACUGCUACUGAAUUCAUAUAUACUGCAAAGAAUUUGAGAUUACAUGCAGCCAACGAUAAGGUUAGAUACGAAAGAUUCCCACAAAAUGUAGCAAAGUUUAGACAGGCUGGUUUCGCAAUGAACCCAAUCGAAAAGGUUCACAAGUAUAGAGCAGGUGACAUAGAUAUCAUUGGUCCACACUCUGUUGUACCAACUGAAGGAAAGGAACUCAAUAUCAGCAAAUAUUACUCGAAUCAAGAAAUCGAUUAUAAGAAGUUUGUAGAGGAAAGAAAGGCUCUCCAACACCAAUAA
Molecule: messenger RNA, 381 nt
Organism: Cavenderia fasciculata
Lineage: Eukaryota; Evosea; Eumycetozoa; Acytosteliales; Cavenderiaceae
Exons: 3
Coding region: 1-381 (126 amino acids)
Source: RefSeq, a predicted model, not a curated record